UGGUGUAUAUCCUACUGAACCUGGCAGGAGCUUGGACCCAGACGGCUAGGCGCUGUAUCCCCUCGUGCCCUUUGAACUCAGAAUGUGUUGAGAAUCGCUGUCGAUGCAAGUCAGGCUUCGCCCCAAGUGGUGACGGGCUCACCAUUGACUUCUCAGGGAGCUGUGACGACAUCAACGAAUGUUUAAAACAUAGUGUAACAGUCAUCUGUGGACCAUUUGCCACGUGUCAGAAUUCAGUGGGGAGCUACCACUGCGUAUGCAACCAGGGAUAUAAGCUCGUUUCUGGGAAGAAAUCUUUUGCUAACAGGAGUGAGAACACAUGUGAAGGGUCUGUCCUCUUCCCAGCAUCAGUGGACACUGGGGUGACACCUGCCCCCUCCGGGAUCCACACAGUUGCUGCUGUGCCUGAAAACCUCCCUAAGCAGCAAGCUGCAGUACACCCGUGGACACAGCCUGGAGACCCAGGAGAAAAGACAUCCAAGGAUGUGAAUGAAUGCACCUCCGGGCAAAACUACUGCCACCAAUCCACCCAUUGCGUCAACAAGCUGGGCACCUAUGCUUGCAUCUGUCGCCAAGGCUGGAAACCUGUUCUUGGAUCCCCCAAUGGCCCAACCAACACAAUGUGUGAAGAUAUUGAUGAGUGCAGCUCUGGGCAGCAUCAGUGUCACAGCUCCACCAUUUGUGAUAACACCCCAGGCUCCUACAAGUGCCGCUGCCGUCCAGGUUGGAAGCCAACUUCUGGGUCCCUCAAUGGCCCAAAGAACACUAAGUGCCAAGAGCCAUCCUUCCCGACAUGGACACUGCUGCCCACAGCCCAGAGCCAAAGUCUUUCUCGCUUCUCCAUUGAAGUCCGGAAUCUGCUCAAAGACUUUGAUCUAGCCACGGCCAACCACACCAUUCAGAAAGUCAUUGAGGCCAUGGACAAGCUGUUGGAAGACCCCACGGAUAUAGAAACUCUAAACCCCACUGACCGACACCAAGUAGCCAUCCAGUUGCUCAAGUACAUGGAACAAACCCUUCGGACCUUGGCCCAGUUCUUACCCAAAGGCUCCUUCACCUACACGUCGCCCUCAAACACUGAACUGUCGUUGAUGAUCAAGGAGCAAGACAACAAAGAUAUCACCACAGUGUACCAUAGCCAAGCUUGGGUGAAACUGGACUGGGCUGUGGCAGCUGGAGCCAAAAGCUCAGAAAACGGCCACUCCUUGGCAGGCAUCCUGUCCAGUCCAAACAUGCAGAAGUUGCUAGCUGAUGCCUCCAUGCACCUGAACCAGAGCCGGGAUAUAUUGGAGGAGCGCUUCGAAAGCCCACUUCUAAAUGUUUCACUUACGCUCCUCUCAAACAUCAAUUCCAUCUUUCUGACCAACACCGACACUAGGAAACUUGCCUCGAACGUCACAUUCAACUUCUCUCAUCCUGCGAGGUCAACAAAGCGGCCACGUGAAGACCUGAUAUGUGCCUUCUUGGACACUGGUGACGAUGGGAAUGGGCACUGGUCCACUGACGGCUGCUCAAUGAACGGCACUAUCUGCCACUGCAACCACCUGAGCAGCUUUGCCAUCCUGAUGGCCCAGUACCACGUGCAGGAUCCGAGACUGGAAUUGAUCACCAAGGUGGGGCUGUCACUUUCGCUCAUCUGCCUGCUGCUGUGUAUCCUGACCUUCCUGCUGGUGAAACCCAUCCAGAGCUCUCGAACCGUGGUGCACCUGCACCUGUGCAUCUGCCUUUUCCUGGGCUCUGUCAUAUUCCUGGUGGGCAUCGAGAAUGAAGGGGGUGAGGUGAGCCUGCGAUGCCGCCUGGUGGCAAUGAUGUUACACUACUUCUUCUUGGCAGCCUUCUGCUGGAUGGCCCUGGAAGGUAUAGAGCUCUACUUCCUUGUAGUGCGCGUGUUCCAGGGCCAAGGACUGAGUACACAAUGGCGCUGCCUGUUCGGCUAUGGGGUACCCUUCCUCAUCGUGGCUAUCUCAGCAGCUGCCAAAAUGGAUGGAUAUGGGCAACAAACAUACUGCUGGUUGAACCAUAAGGAGGGCUUUCUUUGGAGCUUUGUGGGACCCUUGGCCUUCAUCAUUUUUUGUAACUCUGCCAUUUUUGUGGUUACUGUCUGGAAGCUCACAAUGAAAUUUUCUGAAAUCAACCCAAACAUGAAGCAAUUAAGGAAGGCACGGGUGCUGACCAUCACAGCCAUUGCCCAGCUCACUGUGCUGGGCUGUACCUGGGUCUUCGGCCUGUUUCUCUUCAACCCCCACAGCACAUGGCUGUCCUACAUCUUCACCUUGCUCAACUGCCUGCAGGGCCUCUUCCUCUACUUGAUGCUCUGCCUGCUCAAUAAGAAGGUGAGGGAAGAGUACCGAAAGUGGGCCUGCAUGGUUGCUGGCAACAAGUACUCAGAGUUCAGCUCUUCCACAACAGGCACUGGCACCAGCCAGAGUCACACACGGGCUCUCAGGCCCUCAGAAUCAGGGAUAUGAAGGCAGGUUCCAGCCAGGUCACCAGCAUACACUCAAGGCUGUCACUCUUCUGUCUUCUGUUCCUGCCAUCUUCCCACCUUUGGCCCCAUUUUUGAUAAAGAAGGGAUGUACACCCAUGUUACAUGAUGUUACAGGGCAAUGAGCCCUGUAACAGGGUAAAGGGGCCACUGGUCCUGCUUCUGGUUGCCUCUCUGCCCCAUCACAGCUACUGCCUACCACAGAAACAGAAGCCAGCCAGCACCACCUUAGCCCACUGCCCUGGUACAUGAAACAGGCAGUCCUGGGGACAGAUGCAGGUCCCUUGACCUUGGCACAUAAGAGGCCAGGGUGCUGGGUUCAAUUUCUUUAAGCGAAGACUGAUGCUAUGUCAGCCAUCAAUGAUCUUGCCUGCUGCCAAAGCUCACGGUACAGAGGCCCAGCUGCCCCACAUCCAGGGAGGAAGGGUCUCACUGUUAUAAAGGUUUUAUGUUUUGUAAUAUUUUUUAAACCUGUAAACCUCUCAAUGUUGACACAUAAAAUUAAAUAUACUGAUGGAAAAAAA
This is a messenger RNA of Cricetulus griseus (Chinese hamster), 3009 nucleotides long. The record is from RefSeq and is a predicted model, not a curated record. NCBI's taxonomy places the organism in Eukaryota, Metazoa, Chordata, Mammalia, Rodentia, Cricetidae.